Messenger RNA from Linum tenue, 2614 nucleotides. Lineage: Eukaryota; Viridiplantae; Streptophyta; Magnoliopsida; Malpighiales; Linaceae. The record is from the annotation of a GenBank genome assembly.
CCAACCAACCUUAUAGGCCGGACAGAAUCAGAAGUCAGAUUUUUAGCUCCUCAUCCGCUCCAUUUCUCUCGAGAAACAUAUAACUCUGGAACCCACUCGAACCCUUCUUUCCUCCGUCUCCCUCCCAGAUUUUUCGCUUUCAUUCGGAGCUUGCAACAAUGGGUUGUCGAGCGAAUGUUGAAGAGGAACCCUAUCAAUUACGGCGUUCAUUAGUUCUGGGUUGGUGUUCUUCGGUGGGUAUGGAGGGUUCUGGGUUGGAAGACUGAAUCGAAAAAUUGGCAGCACUUUGUCCCUUGUCCAGAUGCACAGAUUACCUUUGGCGCAAUUUCAGAGACUGUUCCAGCGACAGCCACAAUUGCUAGGGGGAAUGUUGAUUUUGGAUAAAUAAUUGGCACUCAUUGACAUGGAGAAGAGGCAUAGCUUUUGUAAGGCUGCUGAAAAUCAUAGUGGCAUUCUUUCCUUAUGGGCAGUCUGCGGUGGCGUUGGCAUGGUACCAAGGUUCAGAAUGCUUCCGGCGGAAACUAAACUCAGCGCUCUUCUAGUAGUUUUCAACUUGCCGGAAAAAGCUCUUCCAAUCAGUGCACUACAAUGUAAAACCUACGGAGGUACGCUAUUCUGAACGAUGAGCCAAAUGAGAAUUUGAAUUUAGCCAGUUUUGGAGAAUUAGUGCUUGGUUAUCAGUAGGGAAGUAGGUGUGCUAAGACUUGGAUGAGAAAUUUCAGCAGUAUGAUUUUUGUUAAGUUUCUCUUCGAGUCGCAAGCUUUGCAACCUUCCUUUGUUCUAGGAAAAGAUAAAAUACACCCAUUCCGCUUGUAAAUGAGAGUUCCCUGAAUAUAUUUAUAAUUCAUAUAACAAAAUGCUAAGCACCAAUAUGCAUUUGUUUUUUGUUGACAAAGAAAAGGAUGUGGUAGCAGAACAAUAGUAACAAAAAGAAUUCUGGACAGAGUAAGAAACUUCCAGUAGUUUCAAACUCAAAGUAAUGUGAAAACAUGAUGAAGACUUGGAUGAGUUCAAACCUACAGGCAGUGGAUGGCUUAGGAAAUUAAAAAUUUCUACGCACAAAGAGUUCAACAUCCAUAAUUUUAACAAACAUGAAGAAAUUGUCCUUAAAAAGAAACCACGACUUACGGCCUAAAUCACCCUCUACCAGAAUAAUUUGCAAAAAACUAAAUCAAACUCAUUGGUUGAAGCGUUGAAAUUGCCAACUUCAACCAUAAGCUUGAAUAAAUUGCUCCUUAGAAAAGCUAGGUGGGUCGUGAAGUUUGUCAUCCAGUCUAUGUCCGUCGCCUGAAUUAUACGACUUGUUGGGAGAAAAGCUUCCCAUCAGCAAUAUAGUUUUCACUGUGUGUGAGCUAGUGUGUGUUGCAGCUCUCAAACUAGUCAAAUCAUUUAUUUAGACUAAACUGUCAUAAGAAGAUGAUUGUUGUCGAUCUUAGAAAACAUGGAAAUGACACUUCAGUUUAGUGAUUUAUCCUUAAACUGUGAAAUGUUGUUUGCUGAAUUAGCAAGUGCAAGAGGAGCCAAAACUACUGAGAAUUAGGUGAAGCUAUGUGAUUUGGUGUUUGGCUUGGUAAAGCUUGAAACGAGCAAACUCAGUUUAGUGAUUUACUCUUAAACUGUGGAAUUGUCUCGCGUUGUUGAACAAGGUUGAAUGAUGCAGCAUGUUCUUUGCCAAUCUCGAUUCAAGCAUAGAAAUGGUCAUAAGAGUGGUUAACUUAAUUGGUAAUAAGAAUUUGGAACUAAUGCUUUGACUGAGGAAUGCAGGAAAGGAAACUUGCCUACUCAGGACCAAGCUGAGAAAGAAGUUAAAUGGUGGUAUCACUUCUCCUGGUGGUAUAAUGAAUUGGCUAUCACUACCUUGCUGCUCAAGUUAAUUGGAAGUGGAAGAAGCCGGUACAGCGUCAUUCCAUCAAAAGAAGUAACCUUCCUUUUUGGGUGGAAUCACAAUUAAUCAGAUGCUCUCACAAAAGGAAAAGCCAACGGGAAAAUGAAAAGAUUGAGAAGCAAGGAGCUUACCAUUUCCAAGGAGAUUCAUGAUCACACCAACAAGGCAAGUCGAUUCAAAUGCAACAGCCAAAAGCUUCAAUAUAAAAGGAGUCUUGCAAUAGCUACAGGAGGUAACUUUUCCGGGAGAUCAAUACUACGAUAGAGAGCAAAGGGUACCUGUUGUGGGUAGUUUGAUAGGAAAAGGGAUUUCGGUUGACGGGGAGUUAAUCGAGAUUACGGUAUUGGGGAGAUACCUGGUUCUUGAUCGACGGAGAGUUGAUCAAGGGGAUUGGAGUGAUCAAUUGGCUGGGAAGCUAAUCGGGGAUUUUCAUUUGUACUCUGCAAGAGCUUCAAGAACAUAUCUCCAGUGAAUCGUCAGAUAUUGCAAGAGAGAGAUACUCUGACCGUGGAUUAGUCGGUGUUGGGUUCGUUAAUCACCUAACACCAGAUACAACGUAAAAGUUCUGUGUCUCUGUUACUUUUGUUCUUACUCUGUUUCAGUUCUGGGUUAGCUAUUACUAUUGUGUUUGAAGAACUAAGGGCCCGUUUAGUAUUGUUGCUUGUUUUUUGUUUCUGUUUUGUUUUAUGAAAUUUGGAAAACCAAGAAAAAAAAUCGUGUUUAGUUGGG